AUGGCGGCAUCACCCAGUACGAAUCCGAUGUCAACCAGCAAGUCGCGAUUGCAUCGCUCAGCGGGCAGCAUAAAUCUCUGCGACGAUGCAACGGGUUCCCCUUUGCAGCACAAGGAACCCCUUUCUGCAAUAAUUAGCGAUACAAACAACGCUUCCCCGGUGUUGAAGAAUGCUACGCGCCAAGGGCAGGGCAAACCGCGCCAGCUGAAACGCCGGAGAGCAGUGGGUGGUGGUAGCGGACUGCAACCGAAGGCGGGCUCGGCGGAGCCGCAAACGGAAGCAAUUAUGACGAUAUCUGAGGCUCCUGUUUUUUGCAAUGACUGCUCCGUGAUGGUUUAUUCAAAAUCCACAGAUCAGUCGUUUAUCACCAACAGUGGUGGUCUCAGUCCUCAUCGAAGGACACGAUCGGCGUCAGGCUCCAACACUAAGCUGGGCUCCCUGUGGUCCUUCAUUUGCAAUGGCAAUUCAGCCAGUUCAAGUGUACGGAGGACUAAUGAAUCAGUUGCUGUACCUCCGUGA
Echinococcus granulosus is the source of this 519-nucleotide messenger RNA. RefSeq lists its product as hypothetical. The transcript has a single exon. The record is from RefSeq and is a predicted model, not a curated record. NCBI's taxonomy places the organism in Eukaryota, Metazoa, Platyhelminthes, Cestoda, Cyclophyllidea, Taeniidae. Bases 1 to 519 code for a protein of 172 amino acids.